Molecule: messenger RNA, 3026 nt
Organism: Xenopus laevis (African clawed frog)
Lineage: Eukaryota; Metazoa; Chordata; Amphibia; Anura; Pipidae
Gene: cenpn.S
Product: centromere protein N S homeolog
Biological process (GO): chromosome segregation; CENP-A containing chromatin assembly
Cellular component (GO): nucleoplasm; chromosome, centromeric region; nucleus
Source: RefSeq, marked provisional
GGUCCAUUCAAAGUAAGCGGCAAUAGGAAGAAUGGCUCCGGCGGCCGAAAUUGUGCAAAAGAGAAAAAGGCAAAGUGCGCUGGUGAUGGAUGAAUGGCUUGCUGAAUUUAUUAAAAGAACUAUUCUGAAACUCCCAUUCUCAGAGACUGUGACCAUCCUAAAAGCUUGGGGAUUCUUGACAGAGAGUGAAUUGCAAACCUUCACAUUUCGAUAUCCCAAGGAUGUUACAGCCACAGAGGUUGUUCGUCUCUGUGAGGCAAAAAAUGCUACAGUGGAUCAUGCUGCAGCACUGGACUUAGUUUUUAAUCAUGCCUAUUCAAAUAAAAAAUCCUGGACAGUUUAUCAAAUGUCCAAACCUUCAGAGUCUGAAAAUGAUCUCUUUGAUGCAUCAGAAUUCAAACUUCAGUUUAAAAAGAGCAUUCAUGGAGUUUCAAAAAAUGUGACCCUCAAUUUCAAACAGUUUGGAGAGGCCCUGUGGAUUCGCAUUGCUUGGGGAACUCACAACACCAGGCCAAAUCAGUACAAGGCCACAUUUGCUGUGUAUCACUCUCAGACACCGUAUGUCUUUAUUACAGGCCUUGGAAAGGCAUGUCGGCCUCUUAUGUGUCAGGCACUUGUCAUAGCUGCCAAAUACAGUCAGAUUCAGGAAAUGGAGCUCAAGAGUCGAUGCUUGGAAUCCCUAAAGGAUAUUGUUUUUAAGCGGUUUAAUCAGCCCUUCUCUUCACAUCACUCAAUACCUCAUGAAAAAGCCCUCAUUCCAAAAAUUGUUGAUCCAAGGGUUAUCUAUGAAAAUAUGAGAGAAAAAGACAGAGUUAGUCAUCUGACUCGUGAAACCUUUGGAGAGGGUCCACUUCCAAAACUAGAACUUGCCUCCUACAAGCUUGAAACUAUGUUCAGAGCGGAAUCUAUAAUGGAUGGUAAUUUAACUGCCGUUAAUGAACCCUUCAGAUGCGUUGUCAAGUUUUCCAGCCCCCAUCUUCUUGAGGCCAUAAGAUCUUUGGCACCAGCAGGUAUUGCAGAAGCACCAAUUUCCACUUUACUUUCAUGUAUUCCUCACAAGGCCAGGAAUAGUUUUAAAAUCACAGAAAAGCGAGGCAUGCAUCCUACAAGCAGUCAAACCACCAAUUUUUGAACUUGCACUUGUUGUAUUGUUGUACUGUUGUAUUUCAGAGUCUUUUUAAAGCAUUUUUGCACAGCUCCACUUGCUUGACUUAGCUUUUAUUACAAAUACCCCACAUACUUCUAGACUUGCAAAGUAAAUUUUGUUUAAAUGUAUUGCACACAAUCUGACCCAGAUGUUAUUUAAACUGUAGAUUUUUUUUCUACAGGAUAUGUUUUUAUACUAAUAAUGUGGCACUUUGCACCUAGUCAUUAUAAUAUGUAUAGGCCUUUGGCUUCUACAGUAUUGUAGUUUUUAAAAAUAGAUAAUAAUAAAAUACACUUGAAGGGAUGCAUUGAUCUGCACAAACAGUAUUUAAUUGACUAGGCCUGGAUAUACAGUGAGGUCCAAAUAUUUAUGGACCUAACUGUAUAGAACUUUGUAUUGACUAACUUGCCACUUUUGCAGGAUUAACCUAAAAUAAAAACUACUUUUAUUCCACUAUAUAAGGGCUAAUUUACAAAGGGUGGGGCAUGGUGCAAACUUUAUGGUUGAGAAAGGUUCCUGAUGGGACCUUUGUGCCCCACUUCCCCUAGCUUCUUUGCAUGACAUUUUAUUUUGCCGGGAACACAUUUUAUGAUCUUCAGAUAUAUAUGUGUUUACUAUAGUGCAUAUAACUUGCAUCCAUUCAUAUAAAACAGAAGCCUUCAAAUUUACUUUCUAAAACAAAAGCAUCAUUCCCAGGACAGCACAUGGAUUUGUCAAAAUUACAAUUUUCAGAGCUAAAGCAGCGUUAAAAGAGACCCUAUAAAUAACCAACUUCUGGAGCUCCAUAAAGAGCAGGGUCUGCAUUUUCAGGGCACUCUUAAAAUUUGUUAGUAAGUUGUUAACGUCUGUGUCAUUAUUUUAGUAAAACACUAUAUAAAGGUAUCACUCACUGUGUUCCAAUGACAACUAUAGCUCCCUCACUGCUGAGACAUUCUCCUUUCUAUAGAUUGGCAACCUCUAUUUUUAGCGAUCAGAUGUCACCAGGACAUUCCUAUGUAGGGUAAAUGUUUUUGAUGAGGCAAGUAAUAUAACUGCUUGUAUACAUGAAUAUAUAUAUAUAUAUAUAUAUAUAUGUCCCAAAGGUGCACUCCGUUUCCUGUGUAAAUGCUCGGGUGCCAGCAAACAUGUAAUGGUAUAUCUGCAGGAAUAGCAACACUCACGGGACUCUUCUGAAGCUUAACAAAUGUAAUACUUUAUUGGAGACUCAACGUUUUGAUCCCCCACAGGGACGAAGAUCCCUGUGGGGGAUCGAAACGUCGAGUCUCCAAUAAAGUAUUACAUUUGUUAAGCUUCAGAAGAGUCCCGUGAGUGUCGCUAUUCCUGCAGAGAGAUAUAUAUAUGUGUGUGUAUAUAUAUAUAUAUAUAUAUAUAUAUAUAUGUAUUUAUUUACAAAUAAGGAAAGAAUUUGUCUGAUGAAAAUGGUUUUAAUGUAUAAUCUGUUUACAAUUGCUUCUAAAUACUAUGCUUUCCCCUUGAGCUUGUUUUUAUGCAGCAUCUUAUGUUGUCCUAACUAAAUGAUUUCACUUUCAGAUAUCUUUCUAAUCUUUCCAUGUGUCCUGAAUUAUAAGGUUAGACUAAGAUAAAUCACUGUGAUCAAUACAGUAUAUUCUAAUACUUUAAAACAAUGGCUUAAUAUUUUUAAUCAUUCUCUGCUGUGUUGUUUGGCUGAUAUUAAUAAGAUUGGUGCCUACACGAGUUGACUUUUAUUCCACUUUUAUGAUAAACAGUGUUUUUUUUAUAGUUGUGUAACCAAAUUUUUGUUUGUCUUACUUGUGUGUUUUCAACAUAUAUGUGUACAUUUAUAAUGUUGUACAGGCAAAUAUCAACACAUUUAAAUGUUUAUUUUUUCCUGUUGAAAUAUUAAAUUUAUGAAACAGUG